Molecule: messenger RNA, 2166 nt
Organism: Aspergillus pseudonomiae
Lineage: Eukaryota; Fungi; Ascomycota; Eurotiomycetes; Eurotiales; Aspergillaceae
Product: fungal specific transcription factor domain-containing protein
Exons: 4
Coding region: 549-1964 (471 amino acids)
Cellular component (GO): nucleus
Source: RefSeq, a predicted model, not a curated record
CUGUAGCAUUCAGAAAGUGAGUCUCCGUGGUCCUAAACCGUACCUUAUGGGCGUGAAGUAUCUGAUGUCAAUGCAUCGCUCAGUUGCGAUGCUGUGGCCAGAAACCUACCUGCCAGAGAUGCAGGCGACUUGGCCGGCCUUGCAUCUAUCGGCCGAGGAGGACAACAACUGCAGCAGCGGCGGCGGCGGCAGCAGAAGUAACAACUGCAGCAAGCUCGCUCACUGCUCGUGGUAUCCAGCAUUCCUCCCCGUCGCCUGUCUUGUCUGAGCCUUCUCUUUCGCGUCUCUACAUACCGGAAAAGCGGUACUUUGGAGUCCCCACAUCGUUGCUCCCGAUUUUGAUAGACCUAUAUUAUACUCACCUGUACAAUGCGUCCCUCCUAUUGUACAGACCUUCCCUGACUCGAGCUCUCGAACUGGACACGAUCCGAACUGAUGUGCUGCUGAGUAUAUGCGCCUUGGCUUCUCGGUUCUACACGGACUCGAAAGGUGCGGCGGUCCUGCUUGACAGUCACUUUGAUCGCGAAUGGGCCGAGGCAGCGGGUCGGAUGGCUCUUCGCGAGGUGGAGUCCCCAAAAUCUGAGAAUGUCGUUGUGUUUCUCAACCUAGCUCUCUUCUGGUAUAGCCAUGGCCAGUUUCGACGGUCAAAUAUGCUUACCGGUUGUGCGUCAAACACCGCUUGGGUCCUGGGCGUUCCUCCUGACGAGAAAAGCAACGGGAGUUCUCUAGACUCCGAGAUGCAACGGCGGCGAUUCUGGGCAUGCUACCUACAAUGCUCGUUCCAGGCUGACACACUCUUUCCGAAGAUACCUACAGAGGGCAUGCUGAACAUCAGACUUCCGUGUAGCGAGUCCGAGUUUCAACUGGGAAAUCCUCAAUCGAGUGUCACGUUAAAGGAUGUAGAGAGCACGCAGAGCAUUUAUGCCGAGCUGAUAAGGGCCAUGGCCCUGUGGUCAUCCGUCGUCCUUCUUAUCAAGCAGACGGGACUCUCCCUAGCAAGCCGUUUGGCCGAGAUGCAGACUCUGGAUGGGCGCAUUCACGAGGCCUGGUCAAAGCUGGACCCGUGUUUCCAUUUGGAAUGCACUCGAAUGGGGGCAGUGCCCUCCCAUGAAUUACCAAAAUUACUUUUAUUGCAUGUGAUUUAUCAUCAAUGCCUCUGCUCCCUGCAUUCGUCCAUAGUCCCACUCUUCUCCUGGAGUCCUUGUGAAGGUGUUUUUGCGUACGCGCAACAAUUAUCUGCACAAACGGCUUUUGAACACGCCAACUCUGUGUCCGCGCUUCUACGUGCCUCCUUAGAGCUAGAUUGGGACUGUCGAAGAAUGCCGAGUUUCAUCGGGUAUGCUGCCUACUCUGCCUGCGCUAUCCUGACUCCCUUCAUAUGGUGCUCGCAGCCAAAUGUCAGGCAGCGCGCGGUAUCUAGCAUUUUGGCCAGUUUGAAGACGCUACAGAUCCUGGGAAACCACUGGGCUUUUUUGGGAGUCUUGGGAAGGUUUGCCUGCGGUCUGUACAAGGUGCACGCGAGUGACCCAUUCCCACUGGCUGGUGAGCCGAAAAACAUGACCCCCGACGCCCUCAGGGAAUUCAAACCGGCGAGUCUAAGAGCGCGGCUUUCCAUUUUAACACACAAUUCGAUCAUCAUCAGCGAUCAAGGCUCAACCGCGCAGGGUACGGAUGACAUUGGGGACCUUGGACUUGAGAAUGCGAACUCUCGAGCAUCCGGGCCGGCGGAAGAGAAUCUUGCUGGAUUUAUCUCUCAGAUAUCGAGUGAGGUCGGUGUUGCAGGUAGUGAGUUACCCAUUACGAUCAACCCGUUUCUACACCUGGAGGCUGUCGGAUCUUGUCUUUUGGACGGCAGUUUCAACCAACCGAUAAUCGGGUCUGACAUGGAUCAAAUCGGGCAUAUUGAGGAUUGUAUUCUGGAGCUGCUGCGGCAUGAAGGUCUGUUACAGCAGGGAGCAUCAUGAGUACGGGUUUUGUUGUAUUUUCACAUAUCAGCGCAGUCUACCCCUUAAACCCUUGAAGUCCACAACUUGUGGCGAUGAGCUCGACUCUACAUGAUUAUGGAACCAUCAGACCAUAGGAGUUGUAAGUCAGAAGCCAAAAUGAAUGCAAACAGGUUCUUUAAAUACGAUAGUGAGUGGGGAAGUGUCUAGAAAGUGGUGCCUG